AAUGAACGUUUGCAGUUCGCGAUAUUGUCAAUAUAACUUAAGUAUAGGUUAGAUGGUUUCAAUCCCUAAAAAUAGGAUUUACUGCCCAUUUUGCAAAACUACAUAUUAUUGUUCAUAGAAAUGCAGAGAUAUCGACUGGUAUUGAUAGGAAUAAAUUUGUUUAGGACUUCUGGACAUAAGUCUUAAUGCAUACCUGAGAAAAUGAUUAAUUCUCAAGAGAUAUCCAAUAGCGAUAAUGUUUCAACAUUAAGAUAGAUGAAGAGAACUUCAGAUGAAUUUGAGUUAAUUUACGAUUAUCCAUAAUUAGGAAAAGGAAGCUUUGGAUCAGUUAAAUUAGUGAAAGACAAAACCAACGAAUAAUUGUAUGCAAUGAAGAUUGUACAUAUUAAACUUAAAAAAUAAAGAUAACAAAAAAAGAUAUCUUUGAGUAUUGCUCUAUUGAAAACUUAAAAAGAGAGAUAAGAAUUCAACGUAAACUAUAUCAUCCAAACAUCACAUAACUUUAUCAUUAUUUUGAAGAUAAAGAUCGUGUUUAUUUGAUAUUAGAGUAUGCAGAACAUGGUUCUUUGUUUUAAUAUUUAAGAAGAAGAGGAAAACUUACAGAAGAUGAAGCUAUGAAAUUUUUUAAGUAAACUUGUUUAGGUAUUCAAUAUUUACAUCAAUAAGAUAUAAUACAUAGAGAUUUAAAAGUAUUUUUUAUCAUUAUUAUUAUAAAGCCUGAAAAUAUUUUAUUAGAUGUAUCAGACAAUGUAAAAAUCUGUGAUUUUGGUUGGUCUGCUGAAAAUCUAGGAUCAGUUAAAAGAAAUACUUUUUGUGGAACUAUAGAUUAUAUGGCUCCAGAAAUGAUUGAAGAUAAACCUCAUGAUUAGACUCUUGAUAUAUGGUGUUUAGGUAUUUUAUUAUAUGAACUUUUACAUGGAUAUGCACCUUUUGAUGGUAAAAAUGAUAUAGAAAAAUGUUAGAAUAUUGUUAAAGUCCAUUAUAAAAUGGAUGGUUCAUUAACUAAGGAAGCAAAACAUUUAAUUUAAAACUUAAUUACUUAUAAAUAAUAAGAUAGACUUAGUCUAUCAUUGAUUUUAAAUCACAAAUGGUUUAAGUUAAAUUAACAGAAUAAUUUGAAUCCAGUAAAACAUGCACGAACAAAAACUCAUAAUGCUUAUUCAAUCCAUUCUUAACACCAAUUUAUUAACAAAUCAACUGCAUCAUCAUAAUCAUCAUUGAUAAGAUAAUAAAUAAUAACUCACGAAACUUAAAAUGAUACAUCUAUUGAAAUGAAUAUUAAGAGAUUUAGUAGAAACUCUGAUUCCCAAAGAAAAUAAAUUAGAUCAUAAACUUAAUAAUCAAUUAAUAAUGAAUCCUUUAUGCAUAAAGUUCUUGUAGCUUUAGGUUGUGUUAAAAGAGAGCAAUCUUAAAAUAAAAAUUAUUGA
Paramecium sonneborni is the source of this 1427-nucleotide messenger RNA. The record is from the annotation of a GenBank genome assembly. NCBI's taxonomy places the organism in Eukaryota, Ciliophora, Oligohymenophorea, Peniculida, Parameciidae.